This is a messenger RNA of Brassica napus (rape), 2142 nucleotides long. RefSeq lists its product as uncharacterized. The record is from RefSeq and is a predicted model, not a curated record. The transcript is spliced from 4 exons. Lineage: Eukaryota; Viridiplantae; Streptophyta; Magnoliopsida; Brassicales; Brassicaceae. The coding region runs from base 1 to 2142 and encodes 713 amino acids.
AUGGAUUCGGCCAUUCCGCCGAGCUCAUCGGAACCGCCGGGGAGUGAUCGGGAGGUGUUGAAAGAUGUGGAGGGCUUGGGAGUUACAGAGAAGCCAUUGGAUCUAGGUUUGAAGAAAGGAGACUCGAGUUGGGUUUUGAUAGCGAAGGAGAAAAGGGUUUUGAGGAAAUAUGACGUAGAGGUUCAAUCGAAGGACGGGAAGUGUAAGGUUGCGAUUCCAGAUGAUAUCUUCUCUGAUUCCACUCCGUUAUGGGAGGAAUUUGUAGUUGGUAAAUUUCUGGAUAUAGCUCCUCACAUAGCGAAAGUUCAUAUGGUGGUAAACAAGAUUUGGAGUUAUGGUGACACCGCUUCUAAGGUGGAGGUUUAUGAUGUUGAUGCAAGGACAAUGAGGUUCAAGGUUUCGAAUUCGAAAGCAAGGGAGAAGGUUAUUAAGCGGGGUAUGUGGAACAUUGCAGGAGUUCCUAUGGUAGUGAAGAAGUGGACUCCAAAGGCAGAGGAAGAGAAACAAGAGGAUGAGGCUGUUCCGAUGUGGGUUCAUCUGAGGAAGAUACCACUAAGUACAUUUUCAUGGGAGGCUUUGAGCUUUAUGAUGAGUACUGCGGGGCAUCCGAUCCGUCUUCAUCCUGAGACCAUCGAGUUUACAGCUGCGUUUUACUACCCGUGGUUGCCGUCUAAAUGCAACUUAUGUGAGAAAUGGGGUCAUACUGAUAAAGUGUGUGGUGGGUUAAGAAAAGGAGAAAAGAAGGUAGAGGAGAGGGAUAAACGUGAAGAAGCUCAAAAAGAUAUGGAUAUGGAAGGGACAGGGGGGUUAGUGGAGAAAUCUAUUACACUAGUUGAUGUAGUAUCACAACAGGAGGUCAGUGUUGAGAGUGAAGGGAAAACAACUACUGCGGAUAGAGUAGUUCCGGGUUCAGUUGAGAAGAUAGGGAAUGACUGGGCGCUUGUUUCACCUGAUAAGGAAGGGGAGAUAACGGAGGCGCAAGAGGAAGAUAGUGAGGAGGUGGAGACAGUGAGCAUAUCUGAAGAAGAUAGAAUGGAAGAUGAGAUUUUUAAUCAGAAGACUAAAGAAAAAGAGAAGACCGCUACGCAAAAAGGAGGAAGAAGAGGUUUUAACAAAGAUUUAAAACAUUCUGUGGUGACUGAGUGGGUGAAUAGGAGGGAGAUGAAGUUUGGCUCUAUCUUGGAAUCUAGAGUGAAGGAAGGGAAAGCUGGUAGGAUUUUGAAUAAGGUAUUCAGAGACUGGUCUUCAAUUACGAAUUAUGAAGAUAGUAGUGGUGGAAGAAUUUGGUUGAUAUGGAGAGAUGAGAUCCGUAUGACUCCUGUAUAUAAGUCGGAUCAAAUAAUUACCUGUUCAGUGGAGCUGAAGGGUGAAGCUGAGUUCUACUGUUCCUGUAUAUAUGCUAGUAACCAAGUUGAUGAAAGGAAGACGUUGUGGGAGGAUUUGGCAUAUCACCAUAAGUCUCCUAUUUUCAAAAACAAAGCUUGGAUAAUAAUGGGAGAUUUUAAUAAAAUUAUUGAAGGAGGAGAGAGUUCAAGGUUUGAUAACAUGAGUCGGAUUUCUGCUGGUAUGAGAGACUUUCAGAGGCUGAUUCUACAAUGUCAGCUCACUGACAUGGCGUAUCAAGGUCCUAAAUAUACAUGGUGUAAUAAAAGAGAAGAUGGGAUUAUCUGUAAGAAGUUGGAUAGAGUAUUGCUAAAUGAGGAGGCUCUGCAGAGAUUUAGAAAUGCAUAUUCUAUAUUCGAACCUGGUGGAUGCUCUGACCACAUGCGGUGUAUUGUUCAGUUGUUUCCUCCAGGAGAAAAGAUCAAGAGGCCGUUCAAGUACAUCAAUGUAAUUGGAAGUAUACCUGAUUUCUUACCAAUGGUUCAGAGGUAUUGGGAUUCAACGGAGAGAUUAUAUCACUCUACAUCAGCAAUGUUCAGAUUUUCCAAGAAGCUAAAAUUUCUGAAACCGUUGAUACGCGAGAUGGGGAGAGAUAAAUUGGGUAAUCUGUCGAAACAGGCGAAGGAGGCUUUUGAUCUGUUAUGUGAUAAGCAGAAGGAAACGUUAGCACAUCCAACCGAUAUUGCAGUCCAAGAGGAGGCAGAUGCUUAUGGAGCAUAUUGCCAGUCUGGAGGAGGAUUUUUUAAAACAAAAAGCUAA